Molecule: messenger RNA, 1458 nt
Organism: Vicugna pacos (alpaca)
Lineage: Eukaryota; Metazoa; Chordata; Mammalia; Artiodactyla; Camelidae
Source: RefSeq, a predicted model, not a curated record
UGCAGCGGGCCUGGGGGCGCGCUCACCAGGCGCGCGGUCACGCUGCGGGUGCUCCUUAAAGACGCGCUGCUGGAGCCCGGCGCCGGGGUGCUGUCAAUCUACUAUCUGGGGAAAAAGUUCUUGGGAGACCUGCAGCCAGAUGGGAGGAUCGUGUGGCAGGAAACGGGCCAGGUGUUCAACUCACCCAGUGCCUGGGCCACCCAUUGCAAGAAGCUGGUGAACCCAGCCAAGAAGUCUGGCUGUGGCUGGGCCUCUGUCAAGUACAAGGGCCAGAAACUGGACAAGUACAAGGCGGCCUGGCUCCGGCGAAACCAGCUCCAUGUGCCUGCAGCUGCCGCCGAUGAGAGCCCGGCCAGCGAAGGGGAGGAGGAGGAGCUGCUGGAGGAAGAGGAGGAGGAGGUUCUGACAGGAGUCUCAGCAGAGGACAAGAGUCGGAGACCACAGGCAAAGGGCCUCUCUGAGCCUGUCCACCUGGAGGCCACGCUCCCAGGGAAACGGGUGGAAAACAAGAUACGUGUGCCAGUGCGCUACUGCAUGCUGGGAAGUCGGGACUCUGCCAGGAACCCUCACACCCUUGUGGAAGUAACAUCCUUCGCAGCUAUCAACAAGUUCCAGCCAUUCAACGUGGCUAUCUCCAGCAACGUGCUGUUCCUGCUGGACUUCCACAGCCACCUGACUCGCAGCCAGGUCGUGGGGUACCUGGGGGGCCGCUGGGACACCAACAGUCAGAUGCUCACGGUGCUGAGAGCCUUCCCCUGUCGGAGUCGGCUGGGGGACGCCGAUAUGGCAGCCACCAUCGAAGAGGAGAUCUACCAGAGCCUGCUUCUGCGGGGCCUGUCCCUGGUGGGCUGGUACCACAGCCACCCGCACAGCCCGGCGCUGCCGUCGCUGCAGGACAUCGACGCGCAGAUGGACUACCAGCUGCGGCUGCAGGGCUCCAGCAACGGCUUUCAGCCCUGCCUCGCCCUGCUCUGCUCCCCUUACUACUCUGGCAACCCGGGGCCAGAGUCCAAGAUCUCGCCCUUCUGGGUGAUGCCGCCCCCUGAGCAAAGACCCAGUGACUAUGGCAUCCCCAUGGACGUGGAAAUGGCCUACGUCCAGGACAGCUUCCUGACUAAUGACGUCCUUCAUGAGAUGACACUGCUGGUGGAGUUCUACAAGGGCGCCCCUGACCUUGUCAGGUUCCAGGAGCCCUGGAACCAGGAGCACACCUACCUCGACAAGCUGAAGAUCUCCCUGGCCAGCAGGAUGCCCAAGGACCAGGGCCUGUGCCACGUGCUGGAGCAGGUUUACAGCGUCCUCAAGCAGGGGAGCUGAGGGCGCCAGCCUCCAAGGACCGGGGCGACCCAGGGCGAGGGCAGCGGGCCCCGGGCUCUGCCCGCGGCGGUGCCGCCCUGUCCCUGUGUGCCUGAGCUGCCGGGCAGCAGGCGCUCGCACAAUAAAGGAGAGAAACAAGCA